CCUGGGGCCCGCCGCGAGCCGAGCCCAGGCUCUCCAGGGGAGGGAGCGGCCCCGCCGCGGGGCAGGACAGGGAGCGCGCGGGCCAGCCGCGGAGGGAAGGAGGGAACGAGGGAGGAGCCGCGGCUGGGAGGGAGGAGCCGCGGGAGCCGCGCCGCCGCCGAGCUGCGAUGUGGCCGGUCGGCCGGCGGGUAAACAGAGGGAGCAGCCGCGGCCGUGGCCGCCCCGGCCCGGGGCAGUGAGUGCGCCCGCCGCCAGCCGUCCGCCGCUGCCAUGGCCGAAGUGCGCAAAUUCACCAAGCGGCUCAGCAAGCCCGGCACGGCGGCCGAGCUCCGGCAGAGCGUGUCGGAGGCCGUGCGGGGCUCCGUGGUGCUGGAAAAGACCAAAAUUGUUGAGCCCUUGGACUACGAGAAUGUUAUCACCCAAAGGAAAACCCAGAUUUACAGUGACCCCCUCAGAGACCUGCUUAUGUUUCCAAUGGAGGAUAUCUCUAUCUCGGUGAUAAGUCGUCAGCGCAGAACAGUGCAGUCCACUGUGCCAGAAGAUGCUGAGAAAAGGGCCCAAAGUUUGUUUGUCAAAGAGUGUAUUAAAACCUAUAGCACAGAUUGGCACGUGGUAAACUACAAGUAUGAAGACUUCUCUGGAGACUUUCGAAUGUUGCCGUGCAAAUCUCUGCGACCAGAAAAGAUUCCCAGUCAUGUAUUUGAGAUUGACGAGGACUGUGAGAAAGAUGAGGAUUCCUCUUCGCUCUGUUCUCAGAAGGGUGGCGUCAUAAAACAAGGCUGGUUGCAUAAAGCCAAUGUAAAUAGCACCAUCACGGUUACCAUGAAGGUAUUCAAGAGACGGUAUUUUUACUUGACUCAGCUUCCUGACGGUUCAUACAUUCUCAACUCCUACAAAGACGAGAAAAAUUCCAAAGAGUCUAAAGGUUGUAUCUACUUGGACGCCUGCAUUGAUGUUGUUCAGUGCCCCAAAAUGCGCCGUCAUGCAUUUGAACUGAAGAUGCUGGAUAAGUAUAGCCAUUAUCUAGCCGCUGAAACCGAGCAGGAAAUGGAGGAAUGGUUGCUAACUUUGAAGAAGAUUAUUCAGAUCAAUACUGACAGUUUAGUGCAAGAGAAAAAGGAGCCGGUAGAAACAACCCAAGAAGAUGAAACUAGCAGCCAAGGAAAAGCCGAGAACAUCAUGGCCAGUUUGGAAAGGAGCAUGCAUCCAGAGCUGAUGAAGUAUGGCAGAGAAACUGAACAGCUGAACAAACUCAGUAGAGGAGACGGAAGACAGAAUCUCUUUUCUUUUGAUUCGGAGGUCCAGAGGUUGGACUUUUCAGGAAUUGAACCUGAUAUAAAGCCAUUUGAGGAAAAGUGCAAUAAACGUUUCCUGGUGAAUUGCCAUGAUUUAACUUUCAAUAUCUUGGGUCAAGUUGGAGACAACGUAAAAGGACCACCCACGAAUGUUGAACCCUUCUUUAUCAAUCUUGCCUUAUUUGAUGUAAGGAACAAUUGCAAGAUUUCAGCUGACUUCCAUGUAGACCUGAAUCCCCCAUCUGUCCGCGAGAUGCUGUGGGGCCCCUCCACCCAGCUGGCCGGUGAUGGAAGCCUGAAAAGCUCCUCCCCGGAGUCUUUUAUUCAUGGAAUUGCUGAGUCUCAGUUACGCUACAUAAAGCAGGGAAUUUUCUCCGUGACGAAUCCACAUCCUGAAAUUUUUCUGGUUGCAAGAAUUGAAAAGGUGCUCCAGGGAAACAUUGCACACUGUGCGGAACCCUACAUCAAAAAUUCGGACCCAGCAAAGACGGCCCAGAAGGUGCACAGGACAGCAAAGCAAGUGUGUAGCCGCCUUGGACAAUACAGAAUGCCCUUUGCUUGGGCUGCCAGACCGAUUUUCAAGGAUACUCAAGGUUCUCUGGAUCUGGAUGGGAGAUUUUCUCCUUUGUAUAAACAAGACAGUAGCAAGCUUUCAAAUGAAGACAUUCUCAAGUUGCUCUCAGAGUACAAGAAGCCAGAGAAGACCAAAUUGCAGAUUAUUCCUGGGCAGCUCAACGUCACCGUAGAAUGUGUUCCUGUGGAAUUAUCAAAUUGUAUUACUUCUUCGUAUGUGCCCCUGAAGCCUUUCGAAAAGAAUUGUCAAAAUAUUACUGUGGAGGUUGAAGAGUUUGUUCCAGAAAUGACAAAAUACUGUUAUCCAUUUACUGUUUACAAAAACCAUCUGUAUGUAUAUCCCUUGCAAUUAAAAUACGAUAGCCAGAAAACAUUUGCCAAGGCAAGGAACAUCGCAGUGUGUGUGGAAUUCCGGGAUUCAGAUGAAAGCGACGCUAGCGCUCUAAAGUGUAUUUAUGGAAAACCCGCAGGGUCUGUUUUUACCACAAAUGCUUAUGCUGUUGUCUCGCAUCACAACCAGAAUCCAGAGUUCUAUGAUGAGAUUAAAAUUGAGCUUCCCAUUCACCUGCAUCAAAAACAUCAUUUGCUUUUUACUUUUUACCACGUGAGUUGUGAAAUUAACACAAAGGGAACAACCAAAAAGCAGGACACAGUGGAAACUCCGGUUGGCUUUGCCUGGGUACCUUUGCUGAAGGAUGGGAGAAUCAUUACAUUUGAGCAGCAGCUGCCAGUGUCCGCCAAUCUUCCUCCAGGCUACUUGCAUCUGAAUGAUGCAGAAUCAAGAAGGCAAUCUAAUGUGGAUAUUAAGUGGGUAGAUGGUGCGAAGCCUUUGUUGAAGAUUAAAAGCCACUUAGAGUCUACGAUUUAUACUCAGGAUCUCCAUGUGCACAAAUUCUUCCAUCAUUGCCAGCUGAUUCAGUCAGGCUCGAAAGAGGUUCCAGGGGAGCUCAUUAAAUAUUUAAAGUGUUUGCAUGCCAUGGAGAUCCAAGUCAUGAUACAGUUUCUACCUGUAAUUCUUAUGCAACUCUUCCGGGUUCUCACCAAUAUGACCCAUGAAGAUGACGUUCCUAUCAACUGCACCAUGGUUCUCUUACAUAUCGUUUCGAAGUGCCAUGAAGAAGGCUUGGAUAACUACUUAAGAUCCUUCAUCAAGUAUAGCUUCCGACCUGAAAAACCUAGCGCUCCUCAGGCGCACCUGAUACAUGAGACCCUGGCUACCACCAUGAUUGCCAUAUUGAAGCAGUCUGCCGACUUUUUAGCAAUAAACAAACUGCUGAAGUACUCAUGGUUUUUUUUUGAAAUUAUUGCAAAGUCUAUGGCCACAUACUUGUUGGAAGAGAACAAAAUUAAGCUUCCCAGAGGCCAGAGAUUUCCAGAAGCAUAUCAUCAUGUCCUACAUUCGUUGCUUCUCGCGAUAAUCCCCCACGUGACUAUCCGCUAUGCCGAGAUCCCUGAUGAGUCCCGAAAUGUCAAUUAUAGUUUGGCUAGCUUCUUGAAGCGCUGUCUGACACUAAUGGAUAGAGGAUUUGUUUUCAAUCUGAUAAAUGACUACAUAUCUGGAUUCAGCCCCAAAGAUCCCAAGGUCCUGGCUGAAUACAAGUUUGAAUUUCUGCAAACAAUUUGCAAUCACGAACAUUACAUUCCUCUGAACUUGCCAAUGGCAUUCGCGAAACCUAAACUCCAGCGCGUUCAAGAUUUUUUUUCAUUUGCGGUGGACCGUUUGACUUCAGUAGAUUCAAAUCUUGAAUACAGUUUAUCAGAUGAAUAUUGCAAGCAUCACUUCUUGGUUGGUUUGCUUCUGAGGGAAACCUCCAUUGCUCUUCAGGACAAUUAUGAGAUCAGAUACACGGCUAUCUCUGUCAUAAAGAAUCUUUUGAUAAAACAUGCAUUUGACACUAGAUACCAACACAAGAACCAGCAGGCCAAAAUAGCACAAUUGUACCUACCGUUUGUUGGACUGCUCUUGGAAAAUAUACAGCGGUUAGCGGGUCGAGAUACCUUGUAUUCUUGUGCAGCCUUGCCUAAUUCUGCAUCCCGGGAUGAGUUUGCCUGUGGCUUCACUUCACCUACAAGUAGAGGGAGUCUGAGCAGUGACAAAGACACUGCUUAUGGGUCUUUUCCAAAUGGACAUGGAAUCAAGAGGGAAGAUUCAAGAGGUUCCCUCCUCCCAGAAGGAGCAACAGGAUUUCCAGAUCAGAGCGGGACUGUUGAAAAUACCCGACAGGGUUCUACCAGGAGCAGUGUAUCCCAAUAUAACCGACUGGACCAGUAUGAAAUCAGAAGCCUCUUAAUGUGCUACCUGUAUAUAGUGAAAAUGAUUUCCGAAGAUACUCUCUUAACUUACUGGAAUAAAGUCUCUCCUCAGGAGCUCAUAAACAUUCUCAUCCUUCUUGAAGUGUGUUUGUUCCACUUCAGAUACAUGGGGAAAAGAAACAUAGCCAGGAUACAUGAUGCCUGGCUGUCCAAGCACUUUGGAAUAGACCGAAAAUCGCAGACCAUGCCAGCUCUUCGAAACAGAUCAGGGGUGAUGCAGGCCCGACUUCAGCAUCUUAGCAGCCUGGAAAGUUCAUUUACACUUAAUCACAGCUCCACAACAACUGAAGCAGACAUUUUCCAUCAGGCACUUCUCGAAGGCAACACUGCUACUGAAGUUUCCCUAACGGUGCUGGAUACCAUCUCGUUUUUCACCCAGUGCUUCAAGAGUCAACUGUUAAAUAACGAUGGCCACAACCCACUAAUGAAAAAAGUAUUUGAUAUCCAUCUGGCAUUCCUUAAAAAUGGACAGUCCGAAGCGUCGCUGAAACAUGUUUUUGCCUCCCUGCGAGCCUUCAUCAGUAAGUUCCCUUCAGCCUUUUUCAAAGGAAGGGUGAACAUGUGUGCUGCGUUUUGCUAUGAGGUUUUAAAGUGCUGCACCUCAAAGAUUAGCUCAACCAGGAACGAAGCAUCUGCACUUUUGUACCUUCUGAUGAGAAACAACUUUGAGUAUACCAAAAGGAAAACCUUUUUGAGGACACAUCUGCAGAUCAUAAUCGCCGUGAGCCAGCUGAUAGCCGAUGUCGCGCUAAGCGGAGGGUCGCGAUUUCAGGAGUCUCUAUUCAUUAUUAAUAAUUUUGCCAACAGUGACAGACCUAUGAAGGCAACUGCUUUUCCUGCAGAAGUCAAAGACUUGACCAAGAGAAUCCGUACCGUUCUCAUGGCCACUGCUCAAAUGAAGGAGCAUGAGAAAGAUCCAGAAAUGCUCAUUGAUCUUCAGUAUAGCUUAGCCAAGUCCUAUGCAAGCACCCCGGAGCUCAGGAAAACCUGGCUUGAUAGCAUGGCCAAGAUUCACAUAAAAAAUGGAGAUUUUUCAGAGGCAGCAAUGUGUUACGUCCACGUGGCAGCUUUGGUUGCAGAGUUUCUUCAUCGAAAAAAAUUAUUCCCUAAUGGAUGUUCAGCCUUCAAGAAAAUUACUCCCAAUAUAGACGAAGAAGGAGCCAUGAAAGAAGAUGCUGGAAUGAUGGAUGUCCAUUAUAGUGAAGAAGUGUUGCUGGAAUUGCUAGAACAGUGUGUGGAUGGCUUAUGGAAAGCAGAACGUUACGAAGUAAUUUCUGAGAUUUCCAAGUUGAUCAUUCCAAUUUAUGAGAAACGUCGUGAAUUUGAGAAACUUACUCAAGUUUAUAGAACUCUUCAUGGAGCUUACACAAAAGUUCUAGAGGUUAUGCAUACAAAAAAGAGACUUUUAGGGACUUUCUUCAGGGUUGCCUUUUAUGGCCAAUCUUUCUUUGAAGAAGAAGACGGGAAGGAGUACAUCUACAAAGAACCUAAACUCACCGGCCUCUCGGAGAUUUCCCUGAGACUCGUGAAACUUUAUGGCGAAAAAUUUGGCACAGAGAAUGUUAAAAUAAUUCAGGAUUCUGAUAAGGUAAACGCCAAAGAGCUCGAUCCAAAAUAUGCUCAUAUCCAAGUCACUUACGUGAAGCCCUACUUUGAUGACAAAGAACUCACAGAAAGAAAGACCGAGUUUGAAAGAAACCAUAAUAUCAGCAGAUUUGUUUUUGAAGCUCCUUACACAUUGUCUGGCAAAAAACAAGGUUGCAUAGAAGAACAGUGCAAACGCCGCACAAUCUUGACCACUUCCAACUCCUUCCCGUACGUGAAGAAGAGGAUCCCUAUCAGCUAUGAACAGCAGAUCAAUUUAAAGCCCAUUGAUGUUGCUACUGAUGAAAUCAAAGAUAAAACGGCAGAGCUUAACAAACUUUGCUCCUCUGCUGACGUCGACAUGAUUCAGCUCCAGCUGAAAUUGCAAGGCUGUGUCUCAGUGCAGGUAAAUGCUGGUCCAUUAGCAUAUGCAAGGGCUUUCUUAAAUGAUAGUCAAGCUACUAAGUACCCACCUAAGAAAGUAAAUGAGUUGAAAGACAUGUUUCGGAAAUUCAUACAGGCGUGCAGCAUUGCCCUUGAACUAAAUGAGCGGCUAAUUAAAGAAGAUCAAAUUGAGUACCAUGAAGGGCUCAAGUCAAAUUUCAGAGACAUGGUGAAAGAAUUGUCUGACAUUAUCCACGAGCAGAUAUUACAAGAAGACACGAUCCAUUCCCCCUGGAUGAGCAACACGUUCCAUGUAUUUUGUGCAAUUAGCGGUACAUCGAGCGACCGAGGUUAUGGUUCCCCAAGAUACACUGCUGAAAUCUGAGGACAUGUAGAUCCCAAGUGACAAUGAGACUGACCUUUCUCAGGAAAAAUCGGAGCUGUGCAAAUGUUAAAAAUGGAAAGAUUUGAUAGACAUGAAGUGUUUCUUCCUGACACCAAAAUUUUCAUGCUUUCAAACAGGGUGCUUACGUAUUUGUAAAUAGUUAAGCAACUUGAAAGUGCCUGGAAAAUUGCACCACUGUGCUUGGUUUGUACUUUUUUAGGUAAAUCUAUAUACGGAGAAGUAGAGCUCAAAACCAUUCAUUCAAUUUGCUUAAUUAUUGCUUCAGAUCAUAAUGGUACUGUGUAAAAUUGUAUAAUGGAACACAAUAAAAGGUUAAACUUAUUUGUAAUUAGAAGUGAAGGAAAUAAUACUUUGAACUUAGCAUUUUUCUUGACAGGAAGCUUAAUUCAUGAUCCUACUGAUCCUUGGAGAGAAAAAAAUUGAUAAAAUUGCCGUAAAACAUGGACAUUUCAAAUUGGGGAGGUAAUUGGAACUCCUGCCUGCUAGGAGUCAAGACGAGGCUCAAGGAACCAGGAUGGCUAUACGUGGAAAAACCAAACUUACUCUUCCUUCAAGUUUUGAUGCAGUGACGCUGGGUGACCAAGUUGGUCUCUCUGUGCCUUCCAGGACAAGGGAUUGGUGUGUGACCUAGCUCGCCCUAGGAAGUGGCCUUUGCCCCUGCAGAGCUUCAUCAUCUAGGGCUAUCCACAAAGCCAAGUAAAACAUUUCUGAGAAUUUACAGUCAGAACAUCCUAUGUAAGUUCAAAGCUUUCAAAGUAGAAGAAUGCCUCCCUAGGCAUUUUGUAAGGACUGUUUUUUUGUCUGUGUACAAGAUUAGCAAGUAUUUUGAUAGAACUGGACAGUUGCAGCAUUUGGAGGGGUGGGGAGUCAAGAUGCGUACCCACCGCCGAUCUGACGACUUGCCAGCUAGGGAUUCCAUUUCUAACUACAUAGACCUCUCAGACUCCCUACAUCAUUCAGGACCCACGGAGCUGUAAAGGACUUUAUUUAUUUUUUUUUAGCUUGAAUUAUCCCUAUAAUUUUGGCCACCUUUCAUGUAAACUCUAAGUUCAAGACAUAAUUUCCUUAUCGAGUUUAGCCAGUUUCACGUAGGGAAAAAAAAAAGUGAAAUCCAAAUGAAUUGCAAGGAACCUUAGCUUUUCUCCUGCUUUGUGAUCAAGGGAGUCUUAAAGACAAUGCCCCUGGCUGGCCAUUUUUCCUUACAUGUCAUCUUUAAGCUUUUUAAGGGAGCAGGCCAUUAUUUAUUGAAGUUUUAAUUUUGUAUUUUCACAGGGGAUUCCAAAGUAUUGCAGAAGCAGUUUGUAAUACCUUGGAGUAAGGUGUAGCGUUCCUUUCACCUUCAAAGUGAUUGGAUUUGGUUUGUACAGGGAAGAAGCCAUCACCUAGAGCUAAUGCUCCCACCUGAGAAUGAAGCAUCUUGGGAGAACGGGAGUGCUCCUUAGUCAAUAACUAGUCCCUCCAGGGCCCCCAGCAUAGCAUUACGUAUCAUGGGUAAUUUUUUGUCAAGUUUAGUAAGUGACCACUACACUCAAGGAGCUUGCCACGUAGUGGAGGCAAGAUAGACACAGAAUUAAAUGUAAUACAAGAACCGACAACAGGACCCAAGAACAGUUGUCUGGGAGCAUCGCCAGGUGAAGGCCACUGGGCAUAAGCCAUAUCACCUCCAAGGACUGAGAGGUCACUGGAUGGUAGUGUUCGGGGAUGGUUUUGUGGAUCAAAGGGAGUUCUGAACAGGCUUUCAAAAAUGAGCAGGUAGCCUUGGCAGGAGGAAGAUGGCAUGCAAAGACAUGAAACGAAUUAGCAGAAGCUCAGGAGAUGGCGAGGAGAUGGGUUUUGUCCAAGGGAGUGGUAGACGAUGGAAGUAUAGAAUGCAAGUUUGGCCCUGGAUUGUGGAAGGCCUUGAAUGCCAGACUAAUAAUGCGUGGACUUUACUCAGUAAACACGGGGGAGGCAGGCAAAGGUUUUUAGACAGACCACUUGAUUAAAUGUUACUUUUAGGUGUUUAAUCCUUUGCAUUGCUGUUGAAUGUUUUGGAGCCAGAGAGAUGGAAAUACAGAAACCAGUUUGCAGUAAUCUAGCUAGGAGACUCUAAACCCCUAGAUAAGAACAAGCAUGAAGAAGAAAGGACCAGUACAGGAGACACCCUGGGGAAAGACUGGGCCUGAGUUAUUGAUGACUAAGGAGAAAACAAGGGCGUGUUAAGGAUAAUUGUGUGACCCGUGGCCAUUCGGAUCUCCAGGUCGUGACAAUUUCCCUAGGUUUCUGCCUCCGACUUUUAGACUAAGGGCAGCAAGCUGUAGAGGACGAGGCAGGCUAGACUGGAGGAAGCCAGAAACUUGUGUUUGGAAACAUGGCAUGUAUUAGGUAUCAUUGUUUAUAGAGCUGAAUGAUUUCAUGAAGUGAUUUAGCCUUUAAAAAUUAAUUCAUAUCAAAAAAUGCACUGUCCCGACCAUUUCACAGUUCUGCCUGAAUCCAAUUCCCUGUGGAAGCUUCUGUUUUGGUAGUCUUUGGCCAUAUUGUAAAACAGGAACAAGUCAACAUCACUAGUGUUUAUCACUACAGUGACAACCCAAAGGGACAAAAACGAUGCAACUUUUCCAAGUAACCAGCUGUUGCCGGUGGCAUCAUGUCUAUGGACGAGAUUGUUAUUAUCAUCAUAUUUAUGUGAUCGGCCUGCUUAUAUAAACUUUGUAAACAUCUUUUUAAAAACGAAAUAGAAAGCAGCAGUGGUAGCAACCGUCUUGGAACCUUGACCACCAUAUCAUAGAACUGGAGGUGACUCAUUGGUUAAUGAAAAACUAAAUAGGUCAGUGUAACAACCCAGACUUUUUCUAUAUAAAUACUAGUUGUAUCUGAGAUGGAGAAUCCGAGCAACAUAUUGGAAAAAUAGGAAUUUCUCAACUCCUCAGAAUAUUAAUAAUCAGAUAAGUAUUUCAGGUUUCCAACCCACAAAAUGGUGGACUAUCUUCAGUCUUGGUCUUGCGCAAAAAGUACACAUCUUCAGCUAUCAAAACACAAAGGGAAAAGAAUAGAAUAAAAGUUGGUUGGGAAUGGGGAAGGCGGUUGUGUAACAAGGCUCUUCCCCUAUCCUCAGAGUUGGCCAAUAAGAGCACUUUGUUUAUCUGGUUCCAGUUACAAUAAAGGCUUUUUUUCUACUCCCCAA
Messenger RNA from Mustela erminea (ermine), 9718 nucleotides. It is a transcript of the gene DOCK11, whose product is annotated as dedicator of cytokinesis 11. Gene Ontology annotation, biological process: small GTPase-mediated signal transduction; marginal zone B cell differentiation; positive regulation of GTPase activity. Lineage: Eukaryota; Metazoa; Chordata; Mammalia; Carnivora; Mustelidae. Gene Ontology annotation, molecular function: guanyl-nucleotide exchange factor activity. The coding region runs from base 271 to 6534 and encodes 2087 amino acids. The transcript is spliced from 54 exons. The record is from RefSeq and is a predicted model, not a curated record.